This is a messenger RNA of Cucumis melo (muskmelon), 2542 nucleotides long. RefSeq lists its product as uncharacterized. The coding region runs from base 1591 to 2193 and encodes 200 amino acids. The transcript is spliced from 7 exons. The record is from RefSeq and is a predicted model, not a curated record. NCBI's taxonomy places the organism in Eukaryota, Viridiplantae, Streptophyta, Magnoliopsida, Cucurbitales, Cucurbitaceae.
AAGGAAAAAAGAGAAAAUUUCUCCCUUCUUCUCCUUCUUCAUUCUUCGAGAGAGGAGUUCAAAAAAAAAUUCUUCUUUCUUCUUCUUCUCCUCGCCCAUUCCCUCAUCCCAGGGUCCUCUCUUCCUAUUUCUCCAUCGCUCCCUUACACUCACCGUCCUUCUCUUCCAUCGUCUAGCAGCCCAUGGUCGACAGAAGUCCUGCCGCUGCACACUUUUGGUUUUUAUUUCGAUUUGAGCUUCUCAAGAAGAUCUAAGAGGCCAAAUUGAAGUGGGAAAAGCGUAAAAUCCCAGGGGAUCGAGUAAUUGAUUCGCCACCUACGGUUGUCAGGGGAUUCCGGGCUGAAAGAGGCCGUGACUGGAGAUCUGAGAACCUGAGCCUAGGUGAGGACAUAGAUGGAGGAUUGUGACAUGGCUUCGGGCCUAGCUUAACCCAUGGUUGGGUGGCUCUAUGUGCACAUAGGAGCGGUAUGUUGUUACCGUGGUAGGUGCUAAGUAUGCGUGAGCUCCGUUUGGCCGCGUGUUUCCUUGUGAUUGGAUCACGUGUGAGCUAUCCUUGGGCCGUAUGCUUAGUAUGCUAUCAUGAAUGGAUUGGAUUGGUUGGAUCAGAUUGGAUGGAGGUUGUUAUCGUGGCGAGUACUAAAUAUGCGUUCGCUAGUUUUGGCCGCAUGAUUUUUAGUCAUGUGCGAGCUAUCUUUGGCCGUAUAUUUAGAUGCCUUGUCAUGGUUGGUUUGGAUACAGGCCAAAUUGAAGUGGGAAAAGCGUAUAAUCCCAGGGGAUCGAGUAAUUGAUUGCUACAUGAAUGUGUUUCCGUAGCACCACCUACGGUUGUCAGGGGAUUCCGGGGCUGAAAGAGGCCGUGACUGGAGAGCCGAGAACUUGAGCCUACGUGAGGACAUGGAUGGAGGAUUGUGACAUGGCUUCGGGCCUAGCUUAAACCAUGGUUUGGUGGCUCUAUGUGCACAUAGGAGCGGUAUGUUGUUACCGUGGUAGGUGCUAAGUAUGCGUGAGCUCCGUUUGGCCGCGUGUUUCCUUGUGGAUUGGAUCACGUGUGAGCUAUCCUUGGGCCGUAUGCUUAGUAUGCUAUCAUGGAUGGAUUGGAUAGGUUGGAUCGGAUUGGAUGGAGGUUGUUAUCCUGGCGGGUACUAAAUAUGCGUGAGCUAGUUUUGGCUGCAUGAUUUUUAGUCAUGUGCGAGCUAUCUUUGGCCGUAUAUUUAGAUGCCUUGCCAUGGUUGAUUUGGAUACAGGUAACGAUUAAGGACCAAGCAUUGGUUGUGCUUUCCUGGCAGUGGUUGUAGUAUCUCAUUGUGUAGUAUAUACUUAUGCAUUCUAUUGUAUUAUUGGGUUAUUAGAAGAAACGAGAGUCAUGAUGAGAAUUUGAGUCUGAGAGGUCUUUUAUUAAAUUGUAAUUCUUUUGUAACUAGUUCGUAGUUGAAUAUAAACUUUGUUUGGGAAUCUGGAUUAUGUUGGAUGAGUGUGUGGUGAGAUACACUCGAGGAUAAUUGAGUUUUGAAGAGUAUAGAAGUGUGUCUUUCUUCUAUUUUCCAGGUUUUGAAGCUUCUUCAAUUGUGUACCGGUUUUGCGCCAAAUUAAAUGGCAGAAAUUACCAAUAGAGAGGAGGAGGUCGCAUUUGAUGCGAAGCGAAAACCUGUUGAUUCUUGCUUCCAACUGAAAGAGGAGCGUUCAAACAAAAUUCAGAAGCUCGAAGUGGUUGAGGGUGAAGAAUCCUGUAAUUAUGUGAAGAACAAUGCUGAGAAUGGUGAUCAUAAGGGAAGUGAUGAAGAGAUUGAUAAUGUUUCGUCUACGGUUCUGGAAGGGAAGGAUGACGAUGGAGUUGAUGGAGCUAGUUUAGACGCGAGAGAUGAGGAGGAGGAUUAUGAGGAUGAAAACGAUAGUGAGGAUGACGAAAAAUCGAGUGGGAAAGUGGCUGCGGAUCGGAAGGGGAAGGGGAUUAUGAAGGAUGACAAAGGAAAAGGGAAAUUGAUAGAGGAAGAUGACGACAACGAUGAGGAUUCCAGUGAUGAUGGAAGCGACUUGGAUUCUGAAGAGAGCGAUUUGUCGGAUGAUCCACUUGCGGAGGUCGAUUUGGACAACAUCCUUCCUUCAAGGACGAGGAGGCGAACGGUUCACCCUGGAGUUUAUUUCGCUACGGAUCUGGCAAACGACGAUGAUGAUAGCAGUGAUAGCGAUGCUUGAAACGUUCAAGAAGGUCAGUAAAAUUUGACAAUCGAACCUUGGAGUUAGUACAACUGAUAUGAGUUGAUGUUUCUCAGCUUUAUCUUCUUUAGGGAUAAUGCAGCAAUGUAAUGAGUUACUCCAACAAUUUUAUUUUUAAGGUUACAUGUUUUCUUGUUUUCCCACUUUGGUAUCGGUAGCAUUGAGGAUUGCUUGCACCUAUGGCUUUCGUUAAUAUGCCUUUUUCUUAGAAGUUCUUAUUUGUAGGGGGAUUGUACUCAUCAAUCUUAACUGUAAGCCAAAAUUAAUAGAUAGCAAUGGAGUUUGUAACAUUUGAUUUUUCACUUAUUGGAUAUGUUAGUGAUGCCAA